UCUGACGUUUACGUAGUUCUAUGAGACAAUGCAAACCAAAAAUGGCCAGAUCUCCGUUGGUAUUUCAACAACUCUAACGUCAAUAACAAAAUUCGAUCAGUUUGUUUUUGUUGUGAAUAGUGUUUUAUGAGAGAUUUUUCGUUUUAAAGCUUGUUUUCGUCUUCCUACUUAGAUUCGUAAGUGUUAUUAUAACAAGAGGAACAAAACGGACUCGCGAAACUUCCUCCUUCUAAUUCUACCGCUAUACGAGUCGUCCUAGCUCUCCCCCCCACUGUUCCUCUCGGUCGCGCGCGCCCACCCCCACCCUUCAGAGUACCUGCCCGAACCUGCAUAACGUAAACGAGCGACACGCGUCAACUUGACCGUACCUAUGCCCCUGCUCGUCGAGGCGAACGAUGGAUGAAGUCGACAAUCCGAAGGAGAAAGUGAUCAGAGCACCCAACCUCAAGAGGGGCAAGGCGGAGGAGAGGAUUACUGAUAGGGUCGUCCCGCAGAAGAGGAUAUUAUCGGCGGUCAGUCCGGCAAAGCCCUACUACAGGCGCAGCGCAUCGUUGCAAAAGGCGUCGAAGAGCAAACCAGAUCCGUCGGACAAGGUACCCGUUGCGAAGAGAUCUCUCUCUGUUGGUUCUGCGAGUGCGCCUAAAAGUUAUGGCAAAAGAGGGAAGAAAGAAGCGGAGCACGGGGAAUUUGCUGAGGCUGAAUCGGUUAAAUUAGAAAAAGUUCUUGGAGUCACUGUCAACAGCAACGUAGCCUUAGAUUCAAACAACAAUGGCUCAGUGGCGUAUCCGGCUGGGUGCACGGUGGUACUGUUCAACACCAGGACCGAGCAACAGAACCACAUCAUCAACACUAGCAGGAAGACCGUGACCUCCCUUGCCUACUCACAAUGCGGGAGGUACAUAGUGACAGGGGAGUGCGGGCACUUACCCUCCGUCAGAGUGUGGGACCUGUAUUCGAACGGCCAGUCUGGCAACCCCGGACUGGCGCCCCAGCCCCAACAGGUGGCAGAGUUCAUGGGACACCGUUACGGGGUGAACUGCGUGACAUUCUCACCAAAUGGAAAAUACGUAGUCAGCGUCGGUACCCAACACGACAUGAUAGUCAACGUUUGGGAUUGGAGGAACAACAUCAAAGUGGCCAGCAACAAGAUCAGCACCAAGAUCAAGGCGAUAGCGUUCGCCGAGAACGGCAGUUACUUCGUUACGGUCGGCAACAGGAACGUCAAAUUCUGGUACAUGGAACACGGCAAGUCUAGGUACAAGGAGGCCGUACCCCUCAUGGGCCGACUCGCUAUCCUCGGGGAGCAGCGCAAUCACUAUUUCUGCGACGUGGCCUGUGGAAAGGGCGACUGCGGUGACAGCACCUAUGCCAUAACCCGUUCGGGUCUCCUGUGCGAAUUCAACAACCGCAGAUUGCUCGACAAAUGGGUCGAGUUGAGGACGAACAGCGCGAAUUGCAUAGUCGUCGGCCUGAACUACAUCUUCGUCGGUUGUGCUGAAGGCAUAAUCCGAUGUUUCAACCCCAGCACCCUGGAGUUCAUCACCACACUGCCCCGGCCGCACUAUCUGGGCGUGGACGUCAGUCUGGGCGUCAACAUAACACAUAUGGGAACGGCGCCUCAGGACGCGAAAUAUCCCGAUUGCGUGGCCAUUACGUAUGACGAGACCAACAGCAAAUUGACCGCCAUCUACAAUGACCAUUCGAUCUACGUCUGGCACGUCCUGAACAUCAAGAGGGUGGGCAAAUCGUACUCCUUCCUCUAUCACUCUGCGUGCAUAUGGGGCGUGGAGAUGGCGCCUCCAAACAGCCCACUGCCGCACGGUAGUUUCCUAACAUGUAGUUCUGACGACACGAUCAGGGUGUGGACGCUGGACAAAAUGACCGAGAAUAACUCCAGGGGCAUCUACAGGAAGAACAUAUACAGCAACGAGCUGCUGAAAGUGGUCUACGUGGACAAGGAGCACGCCUACUUGAAGGAUCUGGACGUUUCCCGGUCGAACGGAAACGACAAGGUUCAGCAGGAUAGCUACAACGACGGCAGGAACGGCGUCCGUUGCAUCAGGAUGAGCCCGGACGGCAGAAACGUUGCUUCCGGCGACCGGUCGGGUAACAUCAGAAUUCUGGAUGCUUCAAACAUGGAACAGAUGUACAAGAUUGAGGCGCACGAUGCCGAGGUGCUUUGUUUAGAGUAUUGCGGCAACGAGAACGAGGUCAGCUACAUGGCUAGCGCGAGCAGAGACCGGCUUCUGCACGUCUUUGAUGCCAAGAACUACACCUUCUUGCAAACCUUGGACGAUCACUCUUCAUCCAUCACUGCAGUCAGGUUUAUGACUCAAAACAAAAACCUGCAGAUGGUAUCGUGCAGCGCCGAUAAAAGCAUAAUUUUCCGGGCUCUAAGCGAGGUUAGCGGCAAAACUCAGUUCUCAAGGUAUCACAACGCCACCGGCAAGGCGACGUUGUACGACAUGGAAGUAGACGCCAACCAGAAACACGUUUUGACAGCAUGCCAGGACAGGAACGUGAGAGUGUACAGCGUGAACUCGGGCAAGAAUACCAAAUGUUUCAAGGGCAGCGGCGGAGACGACGGAACGUUGAUAAAGGUAUCCCUGGAUCGGAGCGGCAUAUACGUAGCCACGUCCUGCACGGACAAGUCGCUAUCCAUAUACGAUUACUACUCUGGAGAAUGUAUGGCCACAAUGUGCGGCCAUUCUGAGCUGGCCGCUGGUUUGAGGUUUACCAACGAUUGCAGGAGACUCAUCUCGGCAAGUGGAGACGGGUGCAUAUUCGUGUGGAAGAUACCCCACGACAUGGUGGUCACAAUGCACGCUAGGCUCAGUCAGCAGGCCAUGCGACAAGGCAAAUCGGUGGACGAGUUCUGCGAAGACUACGAGUUCAACGAGAACGCGGCGCAGGACUUCAGUUACAGGUUUAGCGUAGGUAACCUACCGCAGUGGGCUAAGAAACACGUCACAGGAGAUUCUAGUCAGCCGCCUUCGAUGACUAAAAACGUAGCGCAACCUAGAGGCAAGUGGGCACAGAGGGCGGAAAAUGUUUUGCACUCGGACACCUUCGUGCCUAGCGUGCCCCAUAUUAUCACUUCAGACAAGAGGUUCGAUUCAGACGGCUCAAAAGAUAGUUCCCUGGAGAGUACGACCGAGACGAGGAAGGAAAUCAGUGCCUUCAAAGAGAUAUCCAGCAGUAGGACAGUCAUAACCAGCCGCCUUGAAAGCCGUAGGAGAGGUGACACAAUGAGCGAUACCGGUUUCGAGUCAGCAGCCCACGACGCAGACAUAGAUUCUGAUCAUGAUUACAAGAACCUGUACUAUCCCGCACAGGCAGAUUCCCCAAGUGGCAGUGAGUUCACAGUUACCAAUAUAGAUGCAGACGAGUUGAGAAAGUCCCAACGGAAAAAGAAAGAGAAUAAGGUUGCCUUGAAUGUUAAGUUGCCUCAGCCAAACUUUGACAGCAACGAUUCUGAUGAUGAUGAGGAUGAUGCAUCUACACCAAGCGGUGACAACACUGACAGAAACCCAAUGUCCCUAUUCUCGGUUAGCUCAGAGUCCCUGGAUCAAUUGGCUUCCAGGGAGAAAUUCUUCCAGACCACAUUCGAGAGCAUGAGUGGAGCAGAGACAGAAUUGACCCCAAUAGGAAAGACAUCAAUAUCCUCGAAAUUCUUGACCAGAAGUGUUGAGAGGAAUAGCGAUGCUAUCAACGCCGUCAAGCAGGCUAAGACUGAUCCCGAAACAAUGAAGGUCAGACAGGAGCUGCACAAGAGGAUUGCAGAGACCAAAAAGAAAUUGGAGAGUGUGGGUCACUCUACCCCGCUGAGGUACAGCCAGUCCAUCCAUGACCUUUCCCACAUACCAGAGAGGGACAAAUGGCAGACAAACAAACAGCAAGCAAAUUAUUUAGACGAAAGCAGCCCAGACAGCAGCUUGCGAAGAUCUUGUAGUCUCAGCGAUCUUAGUAUGCAAAAAGCGACGAAUUACAAACGCAAAAACGAACCCAUUUCGGGCAAAAAAGCUCCACCUUCACACGUUCCAAGGAAUAAUACUAGAUACGUAAAGAACAAUGCCAUCACUAGAAGCAGGUCCAGUGGAGGUCUUAACCAGUCCGAUUCAGACAAUGAUUCCCAUGACAAGAAGGUGUCCAGGUUGAUGAGACCGACGAUAAGUUCCCAUAACAAGAUCAACAACAAGAAUCUGCAGAACAGGAAAAAACAAUCUUAUUCAACGAAUAAUCUAAAUACUGUUGGUGUGGACAAUAUAUCAACAUCGGAUGAGGAGUUGGAACCAGUUGUGAAACCAGUUGUGCCUCCGAGAAAUAGGCAAGGUAGUUUCGAGAAUGGACAUCCUUCAGUUGUUCCUAGAAGGUUUCUGAACAACAAAGAGAAGAUGCGAGCCAAUAGACAUACCAUUCACUUCGAAAGAUUACCAACUUUAGAAGCUAGUAUGACUAGUGAUGAUUUGAAUUUGACUUCAGAAAAUGCUGACCAGACUCUUGUAGAGCUGUCCAACAACAAGAGUGAAGAAGUCAUUUCCCAGCUGACGGUUGCUGCCAAUAAUGUGGUUGAAUUGUACAAUAGGCUGAACGACUCUGAGAUCACAGGCGAUUCAUCUGGCGACAGCGCCGAUAGGGAGGACGCAGUUCGCAAACUCGAGCUGUCUAUCGUGCGCACGCAUAAAGUGUUGCACGACUGUAUCUUCAAGAAAUUAAAGCAGAACAACGGUAACAUCGACGUCAACCAGACGGACACUGUGAAGAAGUUGAACGAUUUAGUCACCAAAGGCUCUAACAGUCAUAGCUCCAUAGUGACGAUGAUGGAACAGUACUCGGACAUUCUGCUUGACAUGGUGCAACAGAAGAUCCACAACUCAAACAUGUGAUCGCGGAACCUCGAACCGCCAAUUUUUUUACUGUGAUUUUUUGACUGAUCGUCCUCUAGCGUGUGUUAUAAGUUUUAAACGAAUCUCUCUCUCCCCCGUUUACAAGUUACUCCCAUUUUUCGAACGUAAUUUAGUGUUGAAUGUUUGUUAAAGGUGUGUGAUAUAGUUUCAAAAUGAGGCGUUGGAGAUUCAAGCAACAUCUGUGCUUCUGUCAAUAAUAAGCUUUGCCAUUGAAUAUUCUCUAAUCUAUCUUUUGCAAGAGACAUUUGUCGUCUUGUUUAUUCUUAAUCUCUGCAUCUAUGCUGUUUUGAUAAAAUGUCUCUUUCAUAGAUGUGAUUUUACUGCUGCCGUCCUAAUAAUAAGGUUGGUUAUCAAGCAAUAUUGUUCAGAAAUAUAGUAAAUGUGACUAAGAAGGUAUACAGAAGUUUAGUACCCACUUAAGCCAUUUCUAACAUUAUAAAAUAAUUGUAUGUACAUAUUCAAAAAUAAUCUCUUGAAAUUAUUGAAUUUAUCGGAUUACGAAUCCAAUUUACUAACAAUUUAUUCAAAAAGUACCAGUUUUGAUGACUGAUGCACUGUUUCAGCUUAAGCUUAAAAUAAAGUCUAUAGAAUAUUUCAGUAAAGCUUCUAAUUUUGGACAUGAUAAUAAAUCUUUAUAUUUAUAAAUCUCAUAGGUAUUUCACUUCUAUAUACCUCUUAGUUCUGUAAGACAGUCUUUCAACAAUUUUCAGAAAUAAAAAUGGAAAUGUAACCUCUAAAAUAUGAAAAAUUUUUCCUGUCUCCACAUUCACAAACAUCAAAUGUACGCCACUUUAAACUAAUCGCUUUGAAUUAAUGCCAUUGAGGAAUCUUCAACGUUAUGCUAUAGUAUUACAGGUUUUGAAGUAUUUAUUAUUGAGAAUUGGUAGGUGUUGUGUUUUAUAUUUCAUGCAUUUUACACUUAUUAAUCUGUGUUAUUGUAUUGAUUGGUAUAAGUACGAAAGAAUUGUUUACAGAGGCAGUGUAAAAUUUUCAAAUGAAGUCAAUAUAAAUGCGCGAGCCCAACCUUUGAAUUUUCCUCAUAAAAGGUGAAGAAUCGCCAAAUCAUACUAAAUAUUUGAAUUUUCAUUACCUCAAAUUUACUUCGAUAUGUCCCCCUAAUUUUCAUUAGCGAGAUUUUUGUCUUCCUUUACUCUCUUCUUUCUAUUCGAACCUUUUUCCUUCCAUUUCCAUUAUAUGAAAUGUAAUUGAAGAACGUUUUCAAGAGAGUUCAACUGUUUCACACAUCAAAAUGUUGAAAGUUUAAAUUGGCCUCUUAUAAUUGUGAAGAAAAAAUUAAUUGCUGAAAGUGCCAAUACGUGUAAUAAAGUUUUCAGAGAAUUUCAAUCUUAACAUGUUUUCAUGAUAUACUAGAAAUUUUAGCCUCCAGUUUCAGAGCAGGGUUUAUACUUGAAGGAAAUAAAAAUUGGAAUUUCUUCAAGAGUAUCAAUGUGAAAUGUUCAUUGUGCUUUCUUUAUUCAUUUUAAUUAUUUAUAAUGAAUAAUCGUUUUUAAUUGUUGAAGUAUUUUAAAUUGUACUAUAUAAUUUCUUAAAUAAUCCAUUCCAUACUAAUGGCUGUUGAAUAUUAUGUACUGAAAAUGUAGCCAAAUUAGUCGAAUAAUGUCAUAACAAAGGAAUCAGGAAUUGAGGUAUGUUCCGUUUUCUGUAUAUUUUGUGUGUCGGUACCAGAAGUUCUUUUAAGCAAUUUGUAAAAUAUUUUUACAGGUAGGGUCGUCCCUUUAUGAUAUUUGUAAUUUAGACUGUAAUUUCAAAUGUAAUUAUGAAAAUAAAUUAACAAAUUGAUUCAUUUUA
Messenger RNA from Harmonia axyridis, 6716 nucleotides. RefSeq names its product mitogen-activated protein kinase-binding protein 1 (gene Wdr62). The transcript has 27 exons. Gene Ontology annotation, molecular function: protein binding. Lineage: Eukaryota; Metazoa; Arthropoda; Insecta; Coleoptera; Coccinellidae. The record is from RefSeq and is a predicted model, not a curated record. Bases 396 to 4886 code for a protein of 1496 amino acids. Gene Ontology annotation, cellular component: mitotic spindle. Gene Ontology annotation, biological process: regulation of mitotic cell cycle; mitotic spindle organization.